CUGGCUAUUGCUGACUGUGGUGGCAUAGAACUUUUGAUUGAAAUUUUACAACAAACCGAGAAGAUCGAGGUACGGCGGAGUAAUUUCGGCUGUUUUCAAUUUGCGGAAGUGUUAAGCAAUUCGUCUCGCUAAUUUCUAUGUAUGCUUUUCACUUUCAGUACCGAGAAGCUAUUAUAGGUGUGCUGUGCAAUUUGUCCGCGGUUGAGGUAAGACAUUUAUUGCGUAGAGAUUAAUUUCCUACUUUGUUUUCAAUCACGGUUUUGAAGAGGAUUCUAAGGGAUUGAAAUACGCCUCUGUUCUGUGAAACGUUCGUACUUUACAAAACGUUUUUCGGAACCUCACUUAUGCACUAGUUUAUUUACGUUUUUUUUCCUUUUUUAUCUAGUCUCUUCGUCUUCGUAUCCUCCUCGUCUGCCUACAUAUUAUCGUCCUCAUAAUCAUCAUCCCUUACUCCGAGUGGACAGCGGCUGCGGCUCGAGGACAGCUACCAAACAGAACUCAACCCUGGCCAGCAGUACUCGUCCAUGCUACUAGACUCGUGCGCAAUUUGUCUUCAGCUGGUACCAGGGCACGACAGGAGCUCAGGGACGAGAAGGACUUGAUCGACUGUCUUGUAUGGAUUAUUAGGAUUGGCGUUAAGAGUCAACAUUUUGAUGAAAAAGUAAGUGUUUUUUUUUUUUUCAGAAGUUGAACAAGACUAAGUUGCGUUCCACAGUACUCGAAAGAACUGUCUCGGAAUUUAGCGAAAUUCUUCCACUAGCAACUGGACACCAAAUUGAGUAAAAUAAAAAAAAACAACCGCUCAAAACAUUGAAGGGACAUGUAAAUUACACAGCAACUUCAAAAGAAAAGAUAGAUGGACUAAACUGAAUGAGAUUAAAACGGAUUGCAAUUAAGGUUUUUAAAAAAUACUGGUUAAAAGAAAAACGGAUGGACUAAACUGAACGAGGUUAAAACGGAUUGCAAUUAAGGUUUUUAAAAAAAACUGGUUAAAAGAAAAACGGAUGGACUAAACUGAACGAGGUUAAAACGGAUUGCAAUUAAGGUUUUUGAAAACUGUUCAAAAGAAAAGAUGGAUGGACUAAACUAAACGAGAUUAAAACGGAUUGCAAUUAAGGUUUUUGAAAAAUGUUCAGCCUGUCAAUUUUCAAAGUAUAUAACUCUGUAUGUGUUCUUUGUAACGUACAACAAUGCCGCUGAAGAGUGGACAUGUUUGUUUGCGUAAGCUGUGAUUUCGUCAUUUGAAGAAAUUUCUACACUUAGGUGAAAUUUUUAGCAAGAAAAAUUAUUGGUAAAAGUAAACAAAUGGACUUAACUACCUUGAUAAGUCGCUUUAAACUUUGUCGUCCAGUGCUUCGUAGGGUAAACGGGUGAAGUUAGCGCGAAUGAGUGCAAGUCGCUUCAAAAGUCCCUUGCAAGAUAUGAGGGAGCUUACGAAUCGACGACUUUCGCACGACGACGCCGUUGUAUUGCGUGACAUACCUACUGCGCAUGCCUGUCUUGGCACUUGCCGGCGUCGAGCAAAAGUCAAAAUUUGCAGCAAGCGCACCAACGUCGUCGUCUUUACUUAAAAUCGUAAAUUCAAAUUUCUAGAUGACGGCGACGCAGGACUAUGACGUGGCCCAACGGCGUCGUCGUGCGAAAGUCGUCAAUUCGUAAGCUCCCUUAGUUAAUGCUCCGUAUAGUGUGGAAUUGUGAAAAAAAAUCACUGGGCUGAACAAAGAAUGUACAUUUAUGCUAGAAAUUCCUCGCAGUCAUUAACUAAAAAAUUUCAUUUUGUUUGCUGGUUAAAUAAAAUGUAUUUUUCUCUUCGUUUCCAUAAAGAAAACGAAAACAAUGGCAAAAUUCUCACUCAAUCUUUCAAUCCCCAGUGUCUAGAACAUUCUGUGUGCACCCUGAGAAACCUGUCUUACCGGCUUGAAAGCGAGAUUGACAGGGAUCGUUAUGAUGAUGCUGACGUCAACGUGGACCCCGCUGCUGUAAGGGAGCAGCAGAAACAGGGCUGCUUCGCGGGGUGCGGGGGAAGAAAGAAGAAAAAGGUCCCUACUGAUAACAGACCCAUGGACCGUCCUAAGGGCCCACCUCAAGGAGUGGAGCUUAUUUGGCAACCACAAACAGUACAGCAGUAUUUUGUGUUGUUACGAAAAGCGAAGAAUAUCGAGACACUUGAGGGGUCAGCGGGCGCACUGCACAACCUAACGGCCUGUUCAUGGAAGGUGAGGUCACUGAUGUCUCUCUUGCUGAUAUUGCAUUCAGGAAUCUCAGAAUUGGCUCUGCAUGUCGCCUAGACUUCUCCCCAGUUCCAUUUCAUUCAGGUCUACAUAUGAGAAAGACAGAAAUAGUUCAGCGGCUCCGGCUGUUCAAACGAUGGAUAGCCGGCACCAUCCAUUGGAUAAGUAUUAGGGAAACUGAUUACGUUAUCCACUGGAUAGAGAUUUAUCCGGUGGAUAGCGUUAUCCAUGUUUUGAACAAUGAACUGGGGCCAGGUUAAAAUUAGUCCUUGUAGAAUGUGACUCAUGGUGCAUUUCAAACCGUUGCGUUUGUGGACGAAUUUGAGAUGUUGGUGCAUGGUUCUUCUCUAACUUUGAUCGAGUAAGAGGAUGAAUAGCUUCAAACUACUAAACCAUGCAAAAAAGUAAAUAAAAAGGGCUUGUUCCAUGAACCUGGUUCAAUGGCUUUAAAACUCUACGAGUCUCCUGUGGCUCAGUGAUAGAGCAACUAUACUAGUAACCAGAAUGUCAUAGGUUCGUCUCCAGUUGGGUGAACUCAAUUUUUUUCCCAGUGCGCUUGCGUCACUGUUUCAGCAAACAUAAUACAUGAACUGUACAUGUUUUCAGGUAUGUUUCAGUGAUUUUGAUAUGAUAAUAAGUUAGCCUGCGAAAACAUCCGUUUUUCCUCACUCCUUGCCUCUUGGGACGUUUCGCGAGGAGGAACGUCUGCGACUCAGCGACAGAAAUUCCAUACUGAUGACGUAAAUCCAUGUUUACAUAAUAAAUCCGGUAGUCAUGGGGUUCCAAAUGCAAAUUUGAUCAAAUUUACCUUUCUCUUGGUCGAUUUUGGUGAAGUGUUGUGUUCAUCUGCGAACGAGCUCCAGCAGAACUCAAAUGCUUCUUCUAGAGAAGAAUAUAUUCUACAAUUAUUGACUGUUUUGUUAUAGAUUCAUCGUUUACAUUUGUCCUUUUUGGCCUUUUGUCUUUUAUCUGUCUUUCGUAAACAAUAGCUAAAACAAUGUAACUACUCCGUCGUACAAUCAGCGCUCAUGACCGGAUUCCAGGCAGAACGUCCCCAUCGGCGAACGGCGAGGAGAAACGUCUGUUUUCGCAGGCUAAUGAAAAGUUCACUGUUUAAUAUCUUCUAGUGGGCGAUCAAGAUCCGCGGAGACACGAGAAAAGCUCAAGUUAUUCCACAGCUGGUCGAGCUGCUGCGAAUUGAUUAUGAUCCAACAAUUCGUGCCGCCGCCAUUGCUCUUCGGAACUUAUGCGUGGACCCAGAAAAUAAAAAAGCUGUUGGUAAGAAGGAAUUUCUGAUUGCAGGUUAUCUCAACUUUAAAAGCAACUAGUGUAUGAAAAUGGUGUGGACAAUUUUUGUAUAGAAAUCUCUGCACGUGUCCUUCCAUUACUCUUUCCGUUUUCGUAAUGGUCUUUUAAUAUUAUUUCUUGUUUUACAAAAUAUAUGAAAUACGCGAGGUCUUGAUUAUGUUACCUUGCUCGUGCUAAUUCCUUCCCCCCGAAACAUACAUACAACAACCAUGUAUGUCUUUUUUAGCAUAGUAAAAAUUUCCUUUCUUUUUUUGCCUUGACAUUUCCUUGCAGUGUCGAUUCCGAGCGAGGUGUUAAUGUAUAACUGAUUUGUUUGUUUGUUUUUGCGUAGUUUUUCUGCGGUGAAGAAAACCAGUGCAAUAAAUAAAACUGUACAUUUUUCAUUUCUCAUUAGGCGAGAAAGCUGUAGUCCAUCUUGUACAAAGACUCCCCACCGGGGAUGAGGAGAAGCCGAGACUUGUCCAGGACCCAACGGUAGCCUCGCUUCUAUGCGCCAUCUUUCAGCUGACCAAUAAGAACGACAAGAACGCCAAGUAAGUAUUAUAUAUGUUGUGGUUAAAUUUAAUCCUUGGUUUCUUUUGUUUGUGGGUAUGGUAAUGAGUUUGAUACAGAAGAAUAUGAAAAUUAAACCAAGGAUAAAAUUGAACUACAACAUAUACAUAUUCUUUCGUAUAAGAACUAUUUUUAUUGAGGUCAAUCAUUUAUAGGAGUUUAGUUACAAAUUGUAUCGCGAGAACGAUUGAGUCGCGAGAGAUACGCCGUUGAAGUAGCGAAGAUACUGGUUUAUACUUUUUAAUGCACUCAUUACGUGAUUUUGUCUUCCUGGUUUAUUCUCCUUCUCUUCUCUUCUGUUAAUAACGGUGAAACCAACUUUUUAAAGUUCCAAUUUGAUCUGGAAGGCAGGAGAUCUUUUUCAAUGAGUUCUUAAGAGCUCCUAGCUAUGCCAUGGGUAAACGAAUCUCUUUUCGUUUCUUUUUUGUUAGGUACCUCCGUAAAACCCCAGGAAUUCACAAGAUGGUGAGAAUAGCAACGGAUCAGUCUAAAACUUUCUCACCCAGGGUCAUAAAAAUAGCUAGUCAGGUAAGUAGUAUGGCUUUACUUUAUCGGCAGACUAUCGUAUGUGAAUGUAUGUCUAUGAAGUAUUGUAUGCAUUUUUUUAUACUUAGCCAGGCUUGUACUCUGGGUACAAGAGGUUUUUCUCUCGUGCGGCUGGAUACUUCGGUGUCGGCCAGAGACCGACAGAUUUUCGGGCGGAGGCCGAAGUCACGAAUGGCGUGCUUUGACAGCAACCGGAAACCGCGCAUGGAAAAGUCUCUGGUACCGAGGGUACCAAGUUUGAUAUUGUUGUUACAUGUAUAUUGUUUGGCUCUCUUGGUCAUCAUGUCUUUUCUCAGCGGUAAACGCUUCGUUUUGUCCCAGGUUCUCGCCAAUCUCUGGAGCCAUAGCCAGUUACAGCAACAAAUGAAGAGCGAAGGAUGGCAAUUCGACAGUACUCGGAACGCUGAACUAGCUCGAGCGCCCAUGGAUUUCGAAGCCACGUCUCUUCCUCGCACUCCCGACGAACGAAGCCUGAGAGAUCCGAGCAGAAGACGAUAUGAUAACGAAUACGUGGAUGGUGAGCCAUCGGGAGCCACCGACGUCUCUUCGGAGUCCGAUCGACAUCGCAGUUGGGCGGAGAGUAUAAACCAUGCACCCCCUCCCUACCCAUCUGAUGAUAGUUAUUCCAGGGGUAGCCGAUCAAGAGAAGAAUUUCCCAUGGAUGAAGUGUUAGGCUCAUCGCGCGCGUCAGCCGCGAACUCGGAACGAGACGAGAAUGAUAACGCAAAUGACAGGACCCUUAGGUUGAAGGACAGUGGGAGUGGGGGUGGAAAGAAUGAUGACGUAUGGGUCUGAGACUCGGCAGGGAGGGGUCGAAGAACUGAAUUACCCUCAUAGUUACUAGCAUCCAGAGACUCUUUUUUCCCCUCAAAGCCGACAUGAUUUUUUGGGUAGGACAAACAGUCUGAUCUUGUGCAGGCUGAUAACACCCGAUCAGUUUUACCAUCUUGGCGAGAUCUAAAUGUUAGUGUUUCCAGCUCGCUUUUAAAAAUGUGUUCAUCACGUGUCGGAGUUCCAAUAUGUAUUUUUCCUCUGUACCGCAACAUGAUCAAUUACAGAUCGCAACUUUCAGACUUUUAUUCUUACUGGUAAGAACAUUUAUAACGACUACUCGUUGGUCCAAUUUGCGUCGCCAUACUGACGAAAUAACUUUUUGUACUUGUCUUCCGCGACCUUUUGUGAAUGUAGAAUCGGAGACUUAGUGGCGUAUUAGGAAAUAGGUAUUGAUAAGUUUCGUAGAAUAAUUUGUACAAUUUUAUUAUCUUGGGGAAUUCCUCUGUAAGGAAAGAAAACGAAUUACCAUUCGUUUGUUUAACGAUGUAACACAGUUGGUAAAUAAUGUACUUACUUCAUAUUUAUCAAAGGAGGGUAACGAGAAAAAGUCACGCUACAACUGAAUCGACGAAUUUUAAUAAAUUUGAGGUAACGUGCUGAAACAAGCGUGUAUGCAGUGAAAAGAAUUCCUUAACUUGGAGGAAGAAUUUUUCCCUUAGCGAGCAUUGUCGAUUUUGUCUUCAAAACUUACGGUAGAUAUGAUAAUUUAUAUUUAUGUAAUUUUUGAAACAACACCUCUUUGAACAUUUUCAGUGCAACAUAAUAAAUAAUUAAAUUCAAGGCUUUGUGAUUAGCUUAAAAGUGCCGUUUUCCCUCGAACUGCUUGCCUUGAUGGUUCACUUGCAACUUCAUUUGGAGCAUUGCCUGAGCUAAAGCAAUAUUUAUUCAGUUUACGUUGUUUGGUUUGGUUUGCGUUGUUUGGUAAAAAUGGCACUUUGUUUAGACGAUAGGAAGUGACAUGUAUAACAGGUAAUAGUAUAGUAUAUUUUGUAUUGCAUGUCAAAAUUCCAAUAGUUAGUAAACAUGUACAUGGAAUUUGUGCGAAUUUAGGCUCGG
Messenger RNA from Porites lobata, 6527 nucleotides. Lineage: Eukaryota; Metazoa; Cnidaria; Anthozoa; Scleractinia; Poritidae. The record is from the annotation of a GenBank genome assembly.